Molecule: messenger RNA, 1403 nt
Organism: Trematomus bernacchii (emerald rockcod)
Lineage: Eukaryota; Metazoa; Chordata; Actinopteri; Perciformes; Nototheniidae
Product: zinc finger protein 239-like
Exons: 4
Coding region: 314-1075 (253 amino acids)
Biological process (GO): regulation of transcription by RNA polymerase II
Cellular component (GO): transcription regulator complex; PcG protein complex
Molecular function (GO): DNA-binding transcription factor activity, RNA polymerase II-specific; RNA polymerase II cis-regulatory region sequence-specific DNA binding
Source: RefSeq, a predicted model, not a curated record
ACGUUGCUAACAGACGUUGACACCGAUUUUAUACCGAAUGUAAUGUGUUUAAGAGACUUUUAAAACACAUACAAAGAGUUAGUUUAUCCUUGGAGGGUGAUUUAUCCGUUAAACCGUGUUUUUGUUGCCUCCCGUUCUUUGUUCGUAGCUUUUUAUACCACGUUGCUGAUCGGUAAACAUAAGUAAAGGCAUUCAACGGAGAUUAGUGUGUUUAACGGCAGUGUUUUAUCAAGGAGAAGAGAGACUGAAGAACCAGGACGAAGAGGAGAGAGAGAGAGAGAGACACAGCCGGAGAAGGAGCUCUGAGAGCAGCAUGGAGGAGAACAAAGAGACCCCUGGAGCUCAGAAACCAAAAAGAAGAGAGAAACGUCACAGCUGUCAGCAAUGUGAUGAAUCCUUUACAACACCUGGAACUUUAAAGAGCCACCUGCGUAUUCAUACAGGAGAAAAAACGUACAGCUGUGAAGAGUGUGGGAAAACUUUCACUAGAUCAGCUGGUCUCAAAUUACAUCAACGUAUUCACACAGGAGAGAAACCGUACAGCUGUGAAGAGUGUGGGCUAACGUUCAAUACAUCAGGUGCUCUCAAAAUACAUCAACGUAUUCACACAGGAGAGAAACCGUACAGCUGUGAAGAAUGUGGGAAAACGUUCACUCAAUCAGGUCCUCUUAAAACACAUCAACGUAUUCACACUGGAGAGAAACCGUACAGCUGUGAGGAGUGUGGGAAAACGUUCACUACAUCAGGUGCUCUCAAAACACAUCAACGUGUUCACACAGGAGAAAAACCGUACAGCUGUGAAGAAUGUGGGAAAACGUUCACUACAUCAGGUGCUCUCAAAACACAUCAACGUGUUCACACAGGAGAAAAACCAUACAGCUGCGAAGAGUGUAGGAAAACGUUCACUCAAUCAGGUCCUCUUAAAAAACAUCAACGUAUUCACACUGGAGAGAAACCGUACAGCUGUGAAGAGUGUGGGCAAAUGUUCACAACAUCAGGUGCUCUCAAAACACAUCAACGUGUUCACACUGGAGAGACACCGUACUGGUGUGAAGAGAUGCUGUUUUCUCCCUAACCCAUCAUGUAUUUUCCUAAAUCUGACUAACAGUUAUGUUCUAACCAGCGUUCCCACUAUGCCAAAACAAGGCCACAGAGAUGCUGUUUCUCCCAAUGUAAUUAAAAUCAUUGUUCUACUAUGCUAUGUUUCAACCAUGGUUUUUUAAUAGUCUUGUUAUUCCUUUUAUAAAAUAUUCUAUGUCCAGGAUUAAACUGCUAGCCUCGUUAAGCUGCAUCCGGUAGUUUCUUGAAUAAUCUGUUUGGUUAAUCAAAUGAUGUGACUUAAAGGUGGGGUAUGUAAUUUUGGAGAAACCAGCUCGAGUGCGCUAGAAUUUGAAAGUACAAAA